This is a messenger RNA of Cooperia oncophora, 1479 nucleotides long. Lineage: Eukaryota; Metazoa; Nematoda; Chromadorea; Rhabditida; Trichostrongylidae. The record is from the annotation of a GenBank genome assembly.
AUGGAGAGCCACCGAGCUGCUGCUGCUCCUUCUACUGCUCCUACUGCUGCCGCCACUACCCCUGUCGACGUCACCACCGUCACCGAAGCUACCAAUGCCGCAGAUACGAACGAUCAAGAGCGUCGUAAGAAGAAACCCUAUAAGGAGUUGACCUUGCAGGAGAAGGUGCAGCUGAUUCGCCUGGCUGAAGAGAACUCUGGAAUGAGUCAGGCGGCAAUUGCUGAGCGAUACACUAUCGCUAAAAGUAAUGUGUGUCGUAUACUUCAACGUAAGAAGGAGUACCUUAUGGCAUACGAAUCGGCUGGUUACGCAGGCUCUCGAAAGCGAAAGUUGAAAAGCGCCACAACAGACAUGGUGCAUGACACCAGGCAAAUGGGUCUAUUGGUACCGGCUCCUUCAGAUAGCACGGGCAAUGAAACUCUGCGAGCCCAUAUGUACAAGCAGCAUCAAAUCUCUCGUAUGUUCAUGUGUCGAUGUUGUAACUGGGCAUUUCCGGACAAGACGAGUUUACACAUGCAUAUUCAGGCUAGAGAAGAAGGAAAAUCGAUAACAGUUCCGGUGAUUGGUAAAGGGUUGGCGCCAGAUGGUGUGGAUUCACCUUAUCCGAAUCUGCAUCCAAUCAAUAACAACACGUUGCCACAAAUUCAGAACCCUGGAGUGUUGACUCCGAAUCCAGGGCUGUCAUUUUUCUCAGCGCCACCACCUCCUCUGACUUCUACUGCAGAAGAUAUGAGCCGUCUACGAGACCGAUUGGUGUUGAAUUCCUUGAUGACUCAGCCAGGCUUUGGCCUCGCUGCAGCCUGGCUUAACAACCUGCCGAAACCUAUUCCUACCACAAAGCCAUUGGUGGACUUGAUGAAGAAAGAAUCACGAGAAGAAGACGAAUGCGAAGUGAACGUCGAGAACGACACCGCCCAUGCUGAAGAUGAUAAGCUAAACGUGUCCAGUAGUGAGUCAGACGAAGGCAAAUCUUUAGUGAUUAAGCGAACAGAAAGCCCCUGUGAGAAUGGAUCCUCAACGAGCUCUGACGGACUGUCCCCGGCUCAUACAAGCUCCGCCCAUUCUCCUGUGAACCUUUUCAAGAAAGGCGACACACCUAGCGCUUUCCAUCACCUUAAUGUCGAUUCCCGUUUCGUCAUUUCACCUUCGCAUGUCUCGCCCUCAGAAACGCAUUCAUCAGCAAGUCCGAAUGGUUGUUACGAUUGCGCCGUGUACAAGACCAAGUUGACAAUGGCAGACAAUAAAUGUCGAUAUCUGGAAAGCAGAGGGAACACCCUGCAGACGGAAGCUGUGCGAGCCCAAGCACAAAUCUCGUCUGCUGAAGCUGCGCUGCGUGCGCUCGAAGCGGAAACACGUGCGUUACGAGAGCAGACCGAAAUGCUUCACAGGCGACUUCUCGACUGCCAGGCAACUGUCACAUCAUUCCUGGCGUUUAAUGAGUGGUGGAGGGGAGGCAGCGAGACUAUUACUGCCUAUUGA